Ochotona curzoniae (black-lipped pika) is the source of this 2335-nucleotide messenger RNA. RefSeq names its product protein phosphatase 4 regulatory subunit 3C (gene PPP4R3C). Gene Ontology annotation, biological process: protein dephosphorylation; DNA damage response. Gene Ontology annotation, cellular component: nucleoplasm; protein phosphatase 4 complex. Gene Ontology annotation, molecular function: protein phosphatase activator activity. Lineage: Eukaryota; Metazoa; Chordata; Mammalia; Lagomorpha; Ochotonidae. The coding region runs from base 1 to 2262 and encodes 753 amino acids. The record is from RefSeq and is a predicted model, not a curated record. The transcript is spliced from 2 exons.
AUGGCGGAACCGCGGCAGCACCGUGUGAGAGUCUAUGUCAUGAGUGAAGACAAGCUUUGGGACAAUAUUGGAACUGGACAGGUCUCAAUCGAUUAUGUGGAGAGGCUUCAGGGCGUAGCUCUGGUUGUUCGCUCCGAGACUGAUGAUUCACUGCUCUUAGAAUCAAAGAUAAAUCUCGAAACUCCCUAUAAGAAACUACAGGGAGUGUUGAUACUUUGGUAUGAAGCUGAAAACCAAGGUUUGGCACUGAGCUUCCAGGACAUCUCAGGCUGUCGUGAGAUGUGGGAGAACAUUUGCCGAAUACAGGGUAAAGACCCCAGCGUCAAUGUUACACAACCUUUACCCCAGUCCAAAGAACAUCGGCCAACUGAAAGGGUAGACGCCAGCCCUUCAAUUCAACUCCCUGACUGUGAAAUCGAUGCACUGGAGCAAAUCGCUAAUUUAGUCACCUCGGCACUCACCUCACCCAUCCUUAGGGAAAGGCUGGGUCGGAACUUAGAGCAUGAUAAUUAUAUUAAAAAACUACUACAGCUGUUCCGCACUUGUGAAGACCAGCACAACAUUCAAGGUUUACACCGCCUAUAUGUCAUCAUUAAAAGCAUCUUGUCUCUGAAUAAGACAGCUCUGCUUGAAAUCUUAUUUUCUGAUGAAUGUAUUAUGGAUGUGGUGGGUUGCCUUGAAUAUGACCCUACACUGGAUGAGCCGAAAAGGCAUAGGGAAUUCUUAACCCAAAAUGCCAAGUUCAAGGAAGUUGUACCAAUAACGGAUUCUGAACUGAAGCAAAAAAUACAUCAGACUUACAGAGUACAGUACAUUCAUGAUAUUCUUUCACCUGUUCCAUCUGUAUUUGAAGAAAAUAUUUUUUCUACAACCGCAGCUUUCAUUUUCUUCAACAAGGUUGAGAUAGUCAGCAUGCUUCAAAAAGACUUUUUCAAGGAUUUCUGUGCAUUUUCUCAGACUUUAGAGCCUGAUAGUAAGGAGAUGCUAUUCAAAACAUUGACAGAGUUAGGAAUUCUUCCAGCUCUUAAAAUGGCAAUGAAUGUGGACGAUUUGCAAACCAAAACAGCAGCUACAGAUAUACUUACCUAUCUAGUAGAGUAUAGUCCAUCCACGAUUCGAGAAUAUAUAAUGGAAGAAGCACAGGAGAAGGAAGAUGAUGACCUUUUCAUUAAUAUGAUAAUUGAACAAAUUGUUUAUGAUACUGAUCCUGAGCUUGGCGGAGCUCUUCAUUUACUUGGACUUCUUCGUUGUCUACUUGAUCCAGACAACAUGCUGAUAAUAAUUAAUAGAUGUGAAAGAAGUGAAUUUCUCAAUUUUUUUUAUAAGCAUUGUAUGCAUAACUUAAUAGGACCACUUCUGGCUACUACAUCAGAAGACAGAUGUGAAGACAAUGUAGUUGGGUCUGACGAAAACAAAAAAUCCUCUAAUAAUUAUCAAACAGCACAGCUGCUAAAUUUAAUUUUAGAACUACUUAUGUUUUGUGUGCAACAUCACACACAUUAUAUAAAACACUAUAUUUUGAACCAUGAUUUGCUAAAAAGAGUCUUGAUGUUGACUACUUCAAAGCACACUUUCCUGCUAUUGGCGGCUAUUCGCUUUAUGAGACGGAUGAUUGGCAUUAAAGAUGAACUUUACAAUCGUUACAUCAUCAAGGAAAAGCUUUUCGAACCAGUGAUAAAGGCCCUUCUUGAUAAUGGAACUCGUUACAAUAUGUUGAAUUCAGCUAUUAUUGAGUUGUUCGAGUACAUAAGAGUGGAAAACAUCAAGUCUCUUAUUACACACAUAGUUGAACAUUAUAAUGUGCUUCAGUCUAUUGAAUAUGUUAACACAUUCAAAGGACUAAAAAACAAAUAUGAGCAAGAGAAGCUUAGGCAGAGUCAAGUAAAGGAAAAUUUACAUUCUGUACUAUAUAGUAAAAUACUUUGCCAAGCAGUCAACGAUUUGGACAUGAGAGAAGAAGAAGAUUGCAGUAAAGAUAAAAGAGAAGCUGUUUUACCACCACUAGAGAGUGACUUUUCAGGUUAUGAUGAUUCGAUAAUGGACACUAAAAUGGAUGAAAAUGAAGACAAAGCAAACCUCCCCAAAAGAACAUCUUCUGGGGGCUUCAAAUGUCCUUCCCCGCUUUCUGGGAGCCCUGAUGAUGGAACAAGUAACACGUACAGUAGCAGUAUGGUUGCUUUAGUGAACGAUCCAGACAAUGAAGAAAAUGAAGAAAAUGAAGACGCAAUGUUCCCCAGAAAAAGACCACAUUUUAGCUCAUAAAACACUAUGGGAUACCCUCAACAUAAGAUUAAACUAGAAUUCUGUAAAAUGACUGUCAGCUAAAAAAAAAAAA